Molecule: messenger RNA, 12137 nt
Organism: Gadus morhua (Atlantic cod)
Lineage: Eukaryota; Metazoa; Chordata; Actinopteri; Gadiformes; Gadidae
Gene: htt
Product: huntingtin
Exons: 67
Coding region: 248-9874 (3208 amino acids)
Cellular component (GO): cytoplasm; nucleus
Source: RefSeq, a predicted model, not a curated record
GCCAUCGCGUCUGCUCCACUCGCUGCGAAGCUGUCACAAGUCCACUUCCUUGUAGGAUUUGUCAGGGCAGCAGCGAACCUCAAAUAUGCCUUUCAUCGCAAUGCAUCCCAUUCAUUAAUGGACGACCUCGUGAAGGAAUAGCAAACCCAACUGACCGAGGAGAAGGAGGAGAGGAGGUGCUUAGAGGAGGAGCACUGCGUCCGGCCGCGCCGCCUCGCCUCCCCGUGGCGUCGGUGUUCUGACCAAAAUGGCCACCAUGGAGAAACUAAUGAAGGCCUUCGAGUCCCUGAAGUCGUUCCAGCAGCAGCAGGGUCCCCCCACGGUGGAGGAGCUGGUGCAGAAGCAGAAAAAGGAGCAGGCUGCCACUAAGAAGGACCGCGUCACACAUUGCUUGACGAUAUGCGAGAACAUUGUAGCCCAGUCUCUGAGGACUUCUCCGGAGUUCCAAAAGCUGCUUGGCAUCGCCAUGGAGAUGUUCCUUCUCUGCAGCGACGACAGCGAAUCGGACGUCAGGAUGGUGGCUGACGAGUGCCUGAACAAGAUCAUAAAGGCUCUGAUGGACUCCAACCUACCCAGACUCCAGCUGGAGCUGUACAAAGAGAUUAAGAAGAACGGUGCCUCGCGGAGCCUGAGGGCGGCUCUCUGGAGGUUCGCUGAGCUCGCCCACCUCAUCAGGCCACAGAAGUGCAGACCCUACCUGGUGAACCUGCUGCCCUGCCUGACCCGGAUCACCAAGCGCCAGGAGGAGACGGUUCAGGAGACCCUCGCCGCCGCCAUGCCCAAGAUCAUGGCCGCGCUCGGACAGUUCGCCAACGACGGGGAAAUCAAGGUGCUGCUGAAGUCGUUUGUGGCCAACCUGAAGGUCAGCUCUCCCACCAUCAGACGCACGGCCGCUAGCUCGGCCGUGAGCGUGUGUCAGCAGUCCAGACGGCCCAGCUACUUCUACACCUGGCUGCUCAACGUGCUGCUGGGCCUGCUGGUGCCGGUGGACGAGGAGCACCCGAGCCACCUGAUCCUGGGCGUGCUGCUGACGCUGCGCUACCUGCUGCCGCUGCUGCAGCAGAACAUCAACGGGCCCAGCCUGAAGGGCAGCUUCGGGGUGAUGAGGAAGGAGGUGGACGUCCAGCCCACGCCGGAGCAGCUGCUGCAGGUGUACGAGCUGACCCUCCACUACACGCAGCACCGCGACCACAACGUGGUCACGGCGGCGCUGGAGCUGCUGCAGCAGAUGUUCCGGACUCCGCCCCCGGAGCUGCUGCACAUGCUCAUCACGCCCGGCAGCAUCCCGCACGCCGGCGUGUUCCGGCAGGACGCCGAGGGCCGUGCGCGCUCCGGCAGCAUCGGGGAGUUCAUCGCCGGGGGGGGGGCGGCCUGCAGUCCCCUCGUCCCCAGGAAGCAGAAAGGCAAGAUGCUGUCCGGGGAGGAGGACGGGCUGGAGGACGACCCCGAGAGAGCGGACCUACCCUCUGGCUCCUUCACUGCGGCGGUGGUGGGGGCCGACAGCGCGCCGGCCCCCCAGGCGGACAUCAUCACGGAGCAGCCUCGCUCCUCCCAGCACAGCCUGCAGCCGGGCGACUCGGUGGACCUCAGCGCCGCGGAGCAGGCCGGGGGCGGGGCCGGGGGCGGGGCCGGGACCUCCCCCUCGGGGACCCCCGAGUCCCCCAGCGGCCCCGACGAGGACAUGCUCAGCCGCAGCUCCAGCGGGGGGGCCAACGUGACCCCGGAGACGGCGGACUACACCACGCCCGAGAGCGCCACGCCCGAGGGGGGGCCCCUGGGGGACGGCGGGGGGGCGGAGCCCGGCGACCGCUCGCUGGCGCCCAGCGACUCGUCCCAGACGACCACGGAGGGGCCGGACUCGGCCGUCACGCCCUCGGACGUCGCGGAGCUGGUGUUGGACGGCAGUGACAGCCAGUACUCGGGGAUGCAGAUCGGAACCUUGCAGGAUGAGGAAGACGACGGCACCGCCCCCGUCCACAGCGACCCCCCAGAACCCUUCUCCCACUCCAUACUGGCUCUGAGCAAGCCUCACCUGCUGGACGGCAGAGGACACAACAGGCAGGGCUCGGACAGCAGUGUGGACCGCUUCGUACCGAAGGAAGAGCCGACAGAACCCGAACCGGAGAACAAGCCCUCGAGGAUCAAGGGUCCUAUUGGCCACUACACGGACCAGGGGGCGGAGCCUCUGGUGCAUUGUGUCCGCCUCCUCUCCGCCUCCUUCCUCCUGACUGGACAGAAGAAGGGUCUGGUGCCGGACAAGGAGGUGCGUGUGAGCGUGAAGGCGCUGGCGGUCAGCUGCGUGGGGGCGGCGGCUGCUCUGCUCCCCGAGGCCUUCUUCAACGCCCUGUACCUGGAGCCACUGGGCGGGGUCCCGGCCGACGAGCAGCAGUACCUCAGUGACGUGCUGGAGCUGGUGGACCACGCGGACCCCCAGAUCCGGGGGGCCACGGCCAUCCUCUGCGGCGCCAUCCUGCAGGCGGUGCUCAUCAAGACGCGCUACAGCAUGCACAGCUGGCUGGCCGGCGUGCAGAAGGCAACGGGUAACCCUCUGUCCCUGGUGGACCUGGUGCCUCUGCUCCAGAAGACCCUGAAGGACGAGUCGUCUGUCACCUGCAAGCUGGCCUGCUCUGCCGUCAGGCACUGCCUCAUGACGCUCUGCAGCAGCACUCUGAGCGAGCUGGGCCUGCAGCUGCUCAUCAACCUCCUAGCCCUGAGGGACUGCUCCUAUUGGCUGGUCAGGACGGAGCUCCUGGAGACCCUGGCUGAGAUGGACUUCCGGUUAGUGAACUACCUGGAGAGGAAGACUGAAGCAUUACACAAAGGAGACCAUCACUACACCGGGCAUCUGUGUCUGCAGGACCGGGUGCUGAACAGCGUGGUGAUCCACCUGCUGGGAGACGAUGACCACAGAGUGAGGCACGUGGCCGCCUCCAUCAUCAGCAGGCUGGUGCCGCGGCUGUUCUUCGACUGCGACCAGGGCCAGGCGGACCCCGUGGUGGCCAUCGCCCGGGACCAGAGCUCCGUCUACCUGCAGCUGCUGAUGCACGAGACCCAGCCCCCGUCCCACUUCACCGUCAACACCAUCACCAGGACGUAUCGCGGUUACGACCUGUCCACGGGCCUGUCGGACGUAACCAUGGAGAACAACCUGUCCAGGGUCGUCACGGCCGUGUCCCACGCACUCACCUCGUCCACCUCCAGAUACCUCACCUUCGGGUGCGUAGAGGCCCUGUGUCUCCUGGCCUCCACCUUCCCGGUGUGCAGCUGGAGCACCGGCUGGCACUGCGGCUACGUCAGCUCCAGCGCCAGCUACUCCUCCCGCUCCGGCCUGAACCGCGCCCGGAGCCGCACGCUCAGUUUGUCCCAGCCUGGUGGGGCCCCCGCGGCCCCCGGCUCCUCGGCGGCCCCGGAGCCCGAGCGGAGGACCCUGACGGUGGGCGUGGCCAACAUGGUUCUGUCCCUGCUGACGUCGGCCUGGUUCCCCCUGGACCUGUCGGCCCACCAGGACGCCCUGCUGCUGGCCGGCAGCCUGCUCGCCGCGGCCGCGCCCAAGUGCAUGCGCAGCCCCUGGGCCGGGGAGGAGGAGGGGGGUGCGGGCGGGGCGGGCCCCAACGCCGGCGGCCCUGCCCACAAGCCGGAGGAGCCCUGGGCCGCGCUGUCGGAGCGCUCCCUGGUGGCCAUGUUGGAGCAGCUCUUCUCCCACCUGCUCAAGGUGCUCAACAUCUGCGCCCACGUGCUGGACGACACGCCCCCCGGACCUGCUGUCAAGGCCACUCUGCCCUCGCUGGCCAACACCCCCUCCCUCAGCCCCAUCCGGAGGAAGGGGAAGGAGAAGGACCCCAUCGAGCCCAGCAUCACCCCCAUGAGCCCCAAGAAGGGCAGCGAGCCCAGCACGGGACGUCCGGGCGACGGUACGGGCCCCCCGGGCGUCAGCAAGUCCAGCACCAUCGGCAGCUUCUACCACCUGCCCCCCUACCUCAAGCUCUACGACGUCCUCAAGGCCACGCACGCCAACUACAAGGUGACGCUGGACCUCCACAGCAGCCAGGAGAAGUUUGGUGGGUUCCUGCGCUCUGCGCUGGACGUGCUGUCCCAGCUGCUGGAGCUGGCCACGCUCCACGACAUCGGCAAGUGUGUGGAGGAGAUCCUGGGCUACCUCAAGGCCUGCUUCCUGAGGGAGCCCACCAUGGCCACCCUGUGCGUCCAGCAGCUGCUGAAGACUCUGUUCGGCACCAACCUGGCCUCCCAGUACGAUGGGGCGCUGAGCGGGCCCAGCCGCUCCCAGGGGAAGGCCCUCCGGCUGGGCUCCUCCAACCUGCGGCCGGGCCUCUACCACUACUGCUUCAUGGCGCCCUACACGCACUUCACCCAGGCCCUGGCCGACGCCAGCCUGAGGAACAUGGUGCAGGCGGAGCACGAGCAGGACGCGUCCGGGUGGUUCGAUGUGAUGCAGAAAGUGUCCAAUCAGCUCAGGUCUAGCAUCACCAACGUGACGCGGCAGAGGGGAGACAAGAACGCCAUCCACAACCACAUCCGUCUGUUCGAGCCGCUGGUGAUCAAGGCCCUGAAGCAGUACACCACCAGCACGUCAGUGGCCCUGCAGAGGCAGGUCCUGGACCUGCUGGCCCAGCUCGUCCAGCUCCGCGUCAACUACUGCCUGCUGGACUCGGACCAGGUGUUCAUCGGCUUUGUCCUGAAGCAGUUUGAGUUCAUUGAAGUCGGCCAGUUCCGGGACUCUGACGCGGUGAUCCCCAACAUCUUCCUGUUCCUGGUGCUGCUGUCGUACGAGCGCUACCACUCCAAGCAGAUCAUCAGCAUCCCCAAGAUCAUCCAGCUGUGUGACGGCAUCAUGGCCAGCGGCAGGAAGGCCGUCACCCACGCGAUCCCGGCGCUGCAGCCCAUCGUCCACGACCUGUUCGUGCUGCGCGGCUCCAACAAGGCGGACGCGGGCAAGGAGCUGGAGACGCAGAAGGAGGUGGUGGUGUCCAUGCUGCUGAGGCUCAUCCAGUACCACCAGGUGUUGGAGAUGUUCAUCCUGGUCCUCCAGCAGUGUCACAAGGAGAACGAGGACAAGUGGAAGAGGCUGUCGCGGCAGAUCGCCGACGUCAUCCUGCCCAUGAUCGCCAAGCAGCAGAUCCACCUGGACUCCCCCGAGGCUCUGGGCGUGCUCAACACCCUCUUCGAGACGGUGGCCCCCUCCUCCCUCCGGCCCGUCGACAUGCUGCUGAAGAGCAUGUUCACCACCCCCGCUACCAUGGCCUCGGUCUCCACCGUCCAGCUGUGGGUGUCCGGUAUCCUGGCCGUGCUGCGCGUGCUGAUCUCCCAGUCCACCGAGGACAUCGUCCUGUCCCGCGUCCACGAGCUCUCCCUGUCCCCCGCGCUGCUGGGCUGCCCCACCAUCCGGGCCCUCCACCAGCACGGGCCCCCCCAGGCCGGGGCCCCCCCCGCCGCCGCCGCCGCCGUCGCCCCCGGCAACCAGGAGGCGGGCGGGGAGGUGGCUGUGAGGGCCCAGCCCGAGGAGACGUUUGCCAGGUUCCUCCUCCAGCUGGUGGGGGUGCUGCUGGAGGACAUCUCGUGCCGCCAGGUGAAGGUGGACAUGACGGAGCAGCAGCACGCCUUCUACUGCCAGCAGCUGGGCACCCUGCUCAUGUGCCUCAUCCACAUCUUCAAGAGCGGGAUGUUCCGGCGCAUCACGGCGGCGGCGUCCCGCCUCCUGAAGGGGGAGGGGCCCUGCGUGGGCGGGGAGGCGGGGGCCUUCUACUCGCUGGACGCCCUGAACGCGCGGGUCCAGGGCCUGACCACCACCCACCCUGCCCUGGUGCUGCUCUGGUGCCAGGUGCUGCUCAUCAUCAACUACACCAACUACUCCUGGUGGGCCGAGGUGCACCAGACCCCCAGGGGCCACAGCCUGUCCUGCACCAAGCUGCUGAGCCCCCACUCCUCCGGGGAGGGCGAGGACGAGAAGCCCGAGUGGCGUCUGGCCAUGAUCAACAGGGAGGUGGUCCGCAGGGGCGCGCUCAUCCUCUUCUGUGACUACGUGUGUCAGAACCUCCACGACUCUGAGCACCUCACCUGGCUGAUCGUGAACCACGUCAGCGACCUCAUCAGCCUGUCCCACGAGCCGCCGGUGCAGGACUUCAUCAGCGCCGUGCACCGCAACUCAGCCGCCAGCGGCCUCUUCAUCCAGGCCAUCCAGUCGCGCUGCGACAACCUCUCCACGCCCACCAUGCUGAAGAAGACCCUGCAGUGCCUGGAGGGGAUCCACCUCAGCCAGUCGGGCUCCCUGCUGAUGCUGUACGUGGACAAGCUGCUCAGCACGCCCUUCAGGGUGCUGGCCCGCAUGGUCGACACGCUGGCCUGUCGCCGUGUCGAGAUGCUGCUGGCAGAGACGCUGCAGAACAGCAUCGCCCAGCUGCCAACGGAGGAACUGGACCGGCUCCAGGACUACCUCCAGUCCAGCGGGCUGGCCCAGAGGCACCAGAGGUUCUACUCUCUGCUGGACAGGUUCCGAGCCACUGUUGCCGAGGAGACCACUAGCCCCGCCCCCCCGGUGACGUCACACCCCCUGGACGGUGAUCCGCCACCUGCCCCGGAACUGGUCGUCGCCGACAAGGAGUGGUACGUGAACCUGGUGAAGUCCCAGUGCUGUGUGGCCGGGGACGGCUCGCUGCUGGAGACCACCGAGCUGCUCACCAAGCUGCCCGCCGCCGACCUCUCCAGCAUCAUGAGCUGCAAGGACUUCAACCUGAGCCUGCUCUGCCCCUCCCUGAGCGUGGGAAGGCAGCGGCUGGCCCGGGGUCAGGGGUCGUUGCUCAUGGAGACGGCGCUGCAGGUCACCCUGGAGCAGCUGGCGGGUGUCACCCAGGCACUUCCUGUGCCCCACCAGUCCUUCCUGCCGCCCACCAGUCCGACCCAACCCGAGCCCUACUGGGACCAGCUGGCUGAAGUUUACGGCGAGCCAGGGUUCUUCCCCAGGGUGCUCUCUCUGUGCCGGGCGCUGUCCCAGUACCUUCUGAGUGUCAGCAGGCUGCCCGCCUCGCUGCACAUCCCCGUCGACAAGGAGCACCUGAUCACCGUCUUCACCGUCACGGCCACCGAGCUGAUGGCGUGGCGGCUGCUGCAGGAUGCGCUGCCCAUCAGCGUGGACCUCCAGUGGGGGCUGGCCGCCCUCUGCCUCGCCCUGCAGCAGCCCUGCGUGUGGAGCCGCCUGGCCAGCCCCGAGUACACCUCCCACACCUGCUCCCUGGUGCGCUGCCUGCGCCUCAUCAUCACCGCAGUGGCGGUGAGUCCGGGCGACCAGCUGCUGCAUCCAGAGAAGAAGAAGACCAGGGCGGAGCGGGAAGCGGAGGAGGACCAGCUGGACUCCGCCCCCCCGCCCGAGAUCAACGUGUGCCAGCAGCAGGCGUGUGAGAUCAUGGCGGAGCUGGUGGAGGGCCUUCAGAGCGUCUUCGCUCUCGGUCACCAUAGGAACGCCGCCAUCCCCGCCUUCUUCACGCCCACCCUGAGGAACAUCAUCAUCAGUCUGUCGCGCCUGCCGCUGGUCAACAGCUACACCCGCGUGCCCCCACUGGUGUGGAAGCUGGGCUGGUCUCCGCGCCCCGGGGGCGAGUUCGGCACCACACUGCCGGAGAUCCCCCUGGACUUCCUGCAGGAGAAGGACGUCUUCAGGGAGUUCCUGUACCGCAUCAACACCCUGGGCUGGAGCAGCAGAACCCAGUUCGAGGAGACCUGGGCCACCCUGCUGGGGGUGCUGGUCACCCAACCAAUCACCAUGGACCAGGAGGAGGAGGUGCAACAGGAGGAGGACCUGGAGCGGACCCAGCUCAACGUGCUGGCGGUGCAGGCCAUCACCAGCCUGGUUCUGAGCGCCAUGACGCUGCCCGCCGCCGGCAACCCGGCCGUCAGCUGCCUGGAGCAGCAGCCCCGCAACAAGAGCCUGAAGGCCCUGGACACGCGAUUUGGCAGGAAGUUGGCGGUGAUCCGGGGGGAAGUGGAGCGGGAGAUCCAGGCGCUGGUGUCCAAGAGGGACAACGUCCACACGCACCACCCCUACCACGCCUGGGACCCCGUGCCCUCGCUGUCCGCCGCCUCCGCCGCAGGGACUCUGAUCAGCCACGAGAAGCUGCUGCUGCAGAUCAACACGGAGAGAGAGAUGGGCAACAUGGACUACAAACUAGGACAGGUGUCGAUCCAUUCGGUCUGGCUCGGCAACAACAUUACACCCCUGAGGGAGGAAGAGUGGGGUGAGGAUGAAGAGGAUGAGACAGACACCCCAGCACCCUCCUCCCCCCCAACCUCUCCCAUCAACUCCAGGAAGCACCGGGCCGGGGUGGACAUCCACUCCUGCUCCCAGUUCCUCCUGGACCUCUACAGCCAGUGGCUCAUCCCCGGGACCCCCAACACCAGGCGGACCCCCGUGGUGCUGAUCAGUGAGGUGGUCCGAUCGCUGCUGGCGGUGUCGGACCUGUUCACGGAGAGGAACCAGUUCGACAUGAUGUUCUCCACCCUGAUGGAGCUGCAGAAGCUUCACCCCAUGGAGGACGAGAUCCUCAACCAGUACCUGGUGCCCGCCAUCUGCAAGGCCGCGGCCGUGCUGGGCAUGGACAAGGCCAUCGCGGAGCCGGUGUGCCGGCUGCUGGAGACCACCCUGCGCAGCACCCACCUGCCCAGCAGGGUGGGGGCGCUCCACGGGGUGCUGUACGUCCUGGAGUGCGACCUGCUGGACGACACGGCCAAGACGCUCAUCCCCGUCGUCUCCGAGUACCUGCUGUCCAACCUGCGCGCCAUCGCCCACUGCGUGAACCUCCACAACCAGCAGCACGUGCUUGUGAUGUGCGCGGUGGCGUUCUACAUGAUGGAGAACUACCCCCUGGACGUGGGGGCCGAGUUCUCCGCCGGAGUCAUCCAGAUGUGCGGGGUGAUGGUGUCGGCCUCCGAGGACUGCACGCCCUCGGUCAUCUACCACUGCGUGCUGCGCGGCCUGGAACGCCUGCUGCUGUCGGAGCAGCUGUCGCGCGUGGACGGCGAGGCGCUGGUGAAGCUCAGCGUGGACCGCGUCAACAUGCCCUCGCCCCACCGCGCCAUGGCCGCCCUGGGCCUCAUGCUCACCUGCAUGUACACCGCCGUGAUUGCGUCGGGGUCAGAGGUGACAGGGGUUAGAGGUCAGGUGGGCUCUGCGGUUGCGGAGGCUGUGGGCGUCACAGCGGGUCCUGUGGGUUUCUCCUCAGGCAAGGAGAAGGCCAGCCCCGCCGGACGCCCCGCCCACCCCGACCCCCAGGCCCCCGACAGCGAGUCGGUCAUCGUCGCCAUGGAGAGGGUCUCCGUGCUCUUCGACAGGAUCCGUAAGGGCCUUCCCAGCGAGGCGCGCGUGGUGGCCCGGAUCCUGCCCCAGUUCCUGGACGACUUCUUCCCGCCGCAGGACAUCAUGAACAAGGUCAUCGGGGAGUUCCUGUCCAACCAGCAGCCGUACCCCCAGUUCAUGGCUACUGUCGUCUUCAAGGUGUUCCAGACGCUCCACGCCACGGGGCAGUCCUCCAUGGUGCGCGACUGGGUGCUGCUGUCGCUCUCCAACUUCACCCAGCGCUCCCCCGUCGCCAUGGCGAUGUGGAGCCUCUCCUGCUUCUUCGUGUCGGCCUCCACCUCCCAGUGGAUCUCCGCCCUACUGCCCCACGUGAUCAGCAGGAUGGGCAGCAGCGAGGUGGUGGACGUGAACCUCUUCUGCCUGGUGGCCAUGGACUUCUACCGGCACCAGAUCGACGAGGAGCUGGACCGACGCGCCUUCCAGUCGGUGUUCGAGACCGUGGCCUCCCCGGGCACCUCCUACCACCAGCUGCUGGGGUGCCUGCAGUCCAUCCACCACGACACCUCCCUCUGAGGGGGGGAGGAGAGGGGGAGGAGGAGGAGACAACGCCUCCCUCUGAGGGAGGAGGGAGGGAGGGUAGGGGAGAGUGAGAGUGAAAGGAAGGAGGGAGGGAGAGGGAGGAGGAGGAAUGAAGGUAGAGAGACUGGUCACAUGUGAACACCUCACUGAAGUAGAACGCAGCCUCCCUUUGAUGGGAAGGGAGGGAUGAGAGGGUGGGAGGUGGAGGAGAGGAGGAGGAGGGAGGGGGGAGGACCGAUGGAAGAGAACAGAUCACAUCCCUGUACACCUCCCUGAUGAAGAGAGGCUCCACCUCCCUCUGGUCAAGACGAGAAUGUUGAAUUAGUCCCCCUCUCCUUCCUCCCUCUCCUCCCCGCCCCAGAGCCUCGCGCCGUGACUCCCCGCACACUAAUCAGCGUAUUCUAAGGCACCGUGCUGACGUCAGACACUGUAGCGAUGAGUCAACCACCGGCCCAGGCGUGCACUAGAGAUUCCCGGGGUUAGACGGUACGCUCUGACUUCCUGUGUGGUUAGCUGAGAUUUGAAGCAGCAGGUCAGUUUGUGUUGAGACUGGGAGCACGUCGCUUGCUGAUCUAUGAAAUGCACUGACCCGGGUUCCUUUAACUGUGAUGUCCACUACGACAUUUCUAUAGAUCCGCAACAUAACACUUCACGUUCCCGCGGUGAAAUCGACCGAGCAUAUUAAUUAUAUAACAAACUGGAUUUGUAUAUUUUCCUGUGAGGACGUCCUUAUUCAUUGCAUCGAGUUAAGUCGAAACAUAGAUUCAUUCUGAGUAAUUACGAUAUUUAAAGUGCCGAAAUGUCUAUUUUUGUGUGUGCUUUGCUAGAGGAAGCGAAUACAUGAGAUGCAAAGCAGGGAGAUUGCCUGCUGUGAAAUGUGAUCGGCUUGUUAUUAUUAUCUAUGGUUGAGGUUGUAUAUUUGUAUGUUGUGCGCCCUCACUCUGAUUCCCAACAUGAACGAGCUCAGAGAGACACUUUGUAAGACAGAGGUUUUAUGUAUACUUUAAAGUCAAUGAUCACCUAUAGCCAUAUUAUGUUCCGAUUAUCGUUUAGGAUUACAGAUUCCAUGUCCCUUAAAGAUGGCCCAAGGAUGAUUGUGGUGUCUGGGGCGCUGGUUUUAGACUGACAUCUAGAGGAAGGUUUAGAAGAGUUGUACACCAACGCAAACUACAUUUUUAGUUCUGGCCAAGGCCUAAAAUAGUUUGUGGGGGCCAGGACCGCGAACCCCCUCCCUGAGGCAGAACACAUGGACUUUUGCUCGUGUUUUGUUGCAUCAAAGUCUCGUCGGAGCCGACGUGCGUUAGUGUCUGACCCGCCCAUCGGUUGUGUUUAUGAUUUUGUUUUAAUUCUCAGGAUUUAAGAUUUCAAUGUUAUUGUUGUGAUAAGAAUGGAAACGUGUGUCAUCUUUUAAUGGAGUACCUUCUUAUGCCAUGUACAAAAAAGAUUCCACGUUAAUUGUAAAGUGACACACACACAUGAUUGUAAAGUAAUAUAAAAAGCCAUGUUGCAUGACCCACUUGUACUGUCUAUAGAUGUACCAACUACGAUAGACGGUAAGGUUACACGAUGCAUCACUGUCAUGCUCCCCGGGCCGAAUCGAACGACCGACAGAAGACCGGGGAUUGCACUUACGACGACGGUUUAUACUUGCUUCUGUCCAUUAUCACUGUUUGUGAGCUGCCUAGAAACCUUCACCAUAGACUUCCGUUUACGAAGCGUGUGUGAGUGUGUGUGUGUGUUAGAAUGUGACAUCCAACUUGUACAGUGGCGCUUGCAGACGCAUGCAGACAUACGUAUGUCACAGUGGUUGAUGUGUUGUCUCGGUCCACUGGUGUUGUAGUGGUUUCUCAGGGCGAUGGUUGCAAUGGUGGACCGUGGAACGGAUGCAACUCGCUCUUUUGUGACCGACUACAGCUUUAGACAAAUCACAGUUGAGGAGUUUUAGCGAAGUAUAAAUCAUAAAGAAAAAAGGACAACGUUUGUCUACCUUUCGAUAGUUUUUUCUUUUUGGACUAAAGCUUUAUUUUAGUUUUAUGAAAGACGAUUUGUGCUACAGAGAAAAAAUUAGUAUACAGAACUGGUCUCUCCUUCGUUAAACUUGUUUACUUUGGGGAAGGGUUGGGGGGUAAAACACGACUUUACAUGAAGAUUAGUUUUCUGUGCUUCACACAUUAUGACGUGACAUUGAUCGACGACCGAUUGACUUUGAUCAUGGUAAUAGACGAUGUAUUCAAAUAAUAAUAAAUCAUCCUCUAUG